This is a messenger RNA of Salarias fasciatus (jewelled blenny), 6539 nucleotides long. RefSeq names its product progestin and adipoQ receptor family member IVa (gene paqr4a). NCBI's taxonomy places the organism in Eukaryota, Metazoa, Chordata, Actinopteri, Blenniiformes, Blenniidae. Bases 813 to 1739 code for a protein of 308 amino acids. The transcript has 3 exons. Gene Ontology annotation, cellular component: membrane. Gene Ontology annotation, molecular function: signaling receptor activity. The record is from RefSeq and is a predicted model, not a curated record.
UACUCUGAAAGCGCGCACCGGAAAUGCGGAUGCUUAUUUUCCCGCCAACUUGACGGUCGGAGGCGCCGCAAGAGACGCGAGGCCGCCACGGAGGAUUCCGCAUUCGGAGGAAUUCAUCCAGCCAGGACGGAUGAUGGAGGGCAGCUGGACGUGGGAGCGUUUCCCGGGGCAGUGUGAGUGUGUUCGGGCUCCUCCGGAUCAGAUCCCCGCUCUCUGCGCUCCACGCGCCGGACGGCGGUAGCUGACUGCCCGGCUUGCUAGCCCCGCAGUCCUUCAAAAAAAAAAAAAAAAAAAAAAAAGAGAAGAAAAAAAAAAUCAGCGCUCCACAGUCACGGAGAACCGUCUGCUGCUGUUUCGACCGAGCGGUGGCCGGCAUCCUCCUCACCCCUCCUCCUCCUCCGAGGCCCGAGAGACGAAGCUCCUCCAUCCCUCCCUCCAUCCAUCCGCUGCGGAUCCGUGACCGCUGGGAUCGAGCUAGCAUCCUCUGGAGGUGGCCGCUCGCCCGCCCGCCCGCUCGCUCGCGCGGCUUCGCCCAGCAUCCCUCCUCCUCCCUCCGCCCUCCACAGGAAUGCUAACUGCCGGGGAAGUGGCUCCAACAUGACGGGCGGCGUUUCAUCCGGCAGCGGACGCGUUUCCUCCAUGCUGAAGAGUGCCCGGAGCCCGCAGCGUGCGUGCGGCCGGCCGCGGAUGACACGCGCGCAGGUCGCGGCGGCUCGGCGCGGAUUCACCGGCUCGUGCUAGCGUGGCGCGCGCGGCUAAAGAGGCGGCUAAUCUCAACCACACGGCGGCUCCCUCCACCGACCCCAUCGCCAAUGGUGUCCCACAAGGUCCUCGUGGCAAUAAUCCUCCUGAACGUGUACGUCGGCGUCCAGUCCGUCUUCUACCUGUUCGGCGGCGUCCUGCUGACGGUCCUGUUCGCCAUGGCGUUCCUGAACGGCCCGCGGCUGCUGGACUGGGCGAGCUCUCCCCCGCACCUGCAGUUCAACAAAUACGUCCUGACCGGGUACCGGCCCAUCUCCUCCGUGCAGGACUGCAUCCGGAGCCUCUUCUACCUGCACAACGAGCUGGGCAACAUCUACACGCACGGCAUCCCGCUGGUCUGCUUCCUGGUGCUGCUGCCGCUCAACAUCCCCUGGUCCCAGAUCAGCGUGACGUGGCUGGGCGUGGUGCACUUCCUGGCCUGCCUGUCGCCCCAGCUGGGCUCCGUGCUCUACCACCUCUUCAUGAACCACGAGGGCGGCGAGCCGGUCUACCACACCCUGCUCAAGCUGGACGUGUGCGGGAUCUGCAUGAUCAACACGCUGGGUGCGCUGCCCAUCGUGUACAGCACGCUGCUGUGCUACCCGCUCAUCCGCACCGUGGCCCUGCUGGUCUACAUCCUGCUGUCCAGCCACGCCAUCUACUGCGCGGUGACGGCGCGCAGCAGCGUGCGGCGGCUGCGCUCCUUCGCCUGGCAGGCGCUGUUCCGCUUCUCCUUCUUCCUGCUGCGCUGGGCGGGCGUGGGCGGCGGCAGCCCCACCUCGCUGCGCCACUUCCUCAUGAUGGACGCGCUGGCCGUGCUGGGCGGGGUCAUCAACAUCACGCGCAUCCCCGAGCGCUUCCGCCCGGGCCUCUUCGACUACUGGUGCAACAGCCACCAGAUCAUGCACGUACUGGUGGUGGGCUCCAUCCUCUACCUGCACUGGGGCGUGCUGGACGACCUGCUGUGGAUCGACAGCUACAACUGCCCCUCGGACUGACCCCCACCGGGGGGGGGGCUGGGGAGGGGCGGGGGGCGGCGGUGACGCUGUGCAUGUGUUCACCUCAUGUGCUCAAACUCAGAAUGUUCAUAUCUUUGGUCCAUCCCGGUUCUCGGUGUGAGUGGAGGUAAAACAGCUCGAGUCACACACACACACACACACACACACACACACACACACACACACACACACACACACACACACACACACACACACACACACACACACACACACACACACACACACACACACACACACACACACACACACACACACUCUCAGAAACUCUGUUUCGAGGCGUCGGUUUGAAGCCUCUGCUGCCUGAUACAGGUUUUGUGGGAGCGUUCGUCACGAUGGUUCAGAACGGUGGAAGAGAUUUCUCACGCUCCGGUCCUCUCAGAUGUCUCUGUUGCUACCUAUGCAGCACAUCCAUAUCUCAUCUCUCACACACACACACACACACACACACACACACCUCACUGCACACGCUCCACCUCACCUAUAUUUUUAUAUUCCACUCACGAGCGAUGCACAAGCCGUUUCCACUUCACCCGCUGCACUGUUAGUUUGUCUGGAUCCUGCCACCGCCUCCUUGUUUUCGUGUGUGUGUGCGUGUGCGUGUGUGUGUGUUCUGAACGGUUGGUGAGGGGUUCAUUCCUGAAGGCAGUGACUUGACUUGAACCACUAACCGGAGUCUCUUCAGCAGUGUUGUCAGCUGAGCUCAGUUCCAAGGAAGUUCACACAUUUUUAAAUCUUAAAGGGAUUUUUAGCACAGUAGAUGCUUUUUUUAUUUAUUUUAUUUUGCCAAAAUCACUGCAAACAGGUGAAGACGCAGGAAGCGUCGAUUCCUCAGAAAGCAGAUGUCAACAUAUAAAAUUCAAAAAACUGUGACAAGAGAUGAGCACCGUCGCUGUGUAAACGGACCCAAAACACAACGAAAGAUUACUUUUUGGCUUCAAAACUUCGUGCAUUCGAGGCUUUUCGCAGCCUGGCAGCUAAUUGAUGCUCUUAAAACUUAAAAAAAUACAUACGUGACGUGAUGCCGGAUGUCAGCAGGCGAGCCGAAACCUGCAGGAUUUCUGAAAACGUGCACGUUAAAGGUUCAAGUUAUUAUUUAUCAGUUUGGUCUUUCUGCACUGAAAUGCUUCAGUUUGUGUUAAUAACUCUAAAAAAAAUGCACUGAAAGCAGUUUUUAAUACAAAAUGUUAUAAACCAGUAUAAAUGCACUCGAUCCAAACCUCUCCGUUUAGAAAAACUUUUUAAUUAUUUAUUUAUGACUCGCUUUUAUUUAAAACCAGAGCUCUCUAGUUCAUGCUUGUUUUCUUUGUGUUCUCAUGUGUUUGUGUGUGAAAUGUGGAUUUUAAAAGGAAGCGUUGCUCCUCGCUGGCUGCUGUAGAGACGUGAUGCUCUGAGAAACGGGACCAUGCCGCUCGCCAACAGUUUCCACUGACGAUGUUAGUUUGAGUCUUUGCGCGUGUUGAUGGGCGUCUGCAGGUGAGGCUCCGCCUCCGCCGCCGCCGCCGUGUGGGAUCGUUGGCUCACAGAUCACAUUAGAGGUCAAAGAAAAUCCAUUGUUUUAUUCAAACCGUGCAAAUCCCAAGGAUUAGCCCUGCGUCCCCCCACCCCGCCCCCCCCGGCCCGGCCCGCAGUAAUACCGCGGAGAAAGUACCCGUCUGGAUGCGUCGCCGCGUUCGCAGUAAUCCAGAAAGAAACGGCUGCAGGGUGACCUUUAAAGCGUGCGUCCCUCCCCGGAGGCUCUCUCUUUAUUUAUUUCUUUUCCGGCAGGCUUCCCUCGGGCCGCUCGGCGUCCGGCUGGAUUUGCAUGUUUUCGCUCGCGGAGCCGAGGAACUCUCCGGUCCUUCGUGAGCUCCUGAUGGGCGCGUUUGAUUUGAGUGCAGCGCUUCUGCCCUGCAGCUGUUUGGGUUUUGGACCGGAGCACGAAGUGAUUUGCACUUAUUUUAAAUCUGAUUAGAGGCUCACAAGUCUUCUGUCUCUAAUGAUAACGUGUAUUUUUAACCCUUUGUUGAAAUACUGCGCCACAGAUCGUCGUCUUCUAAGUCAGAUUGAAGCCGUUUAAACAGGAUAAAACCGAAAAAAAUCAAACAUUUUUCACCAAUUCUCACUUGAAAAGUCUCUCGAUUGACUCGAGCAUCAACUGCUUACUGUGCAGCGCUGUCCUGCUGUGUAACGUAUCAUUAGUGCUGCAGAACGUCAACGUGUGGUAUCUUCAGUAUCGGUGAUCGAUCGAUCGAUCGCUUUUUGCACUUGUUUUUAUUUAAUGGCAAAUAGAUGCACUUUUCUUUGCACAGCGCUUGGAAUCGCUCACGGCAGCUCGGUCGGUCGAUGUCGUGAGACACGAGCGCUACUCUCACACCACGUGUUGAGAUUGCAAUAACAGUAAAUGUGCAAUAUUGACAUGGCGAUCACGGGAAAUGUGCAGCACUGAUUGUAGCAUUAGUUUGAUUUAGGUUGUUUUUCUUGGUUUAUUUAUUAGAAUUUCAAAGUAAAAGCAUCAGUCAGGAUUGAUCAGAAGGGAAAGAUGCAGCUGUUCAGCACAUCGGGGCGUUUCGCCGCUGAAGGGUCGAAAGCAGCUGAUUGGAUCAGGACUGAACCCCUCGGCCCUGCUGCGGGGUGUGUGUGUGUGUGUGCGUGUGCGUGUGCAUGUGUGUGUUUUCAUGGCUUCACUGUCAUUCCAGCUGCUCUUCUGGAGUUGUUGGGUUCUGAAGCCCAACGUGUGAGUCUUUUUUUUUUUCUACGAUGGAGGCAGAGUUUACGUUUUAACCGAGCCCGGCCCGCCGACUCGCCGCCAAUCCCGUCUCAUCUCGCCAAAUCAGCUGACGCGUCGCACAUCCUCCGCUUCCUGUGCUGACUCACAGGCCCACCGGGAUUCCCCACAGUCUCCUCCUCCUCCUCCUCCUCCUCCUCCUCCUCCUCCCUCGCUUCGUUAGUCAGACCACCGUUUGUCCACCAUGUAGAAGCUGAAUCUAAUGUACUUCCUGUGGCCAUCGAAUGAAACUGACAAAAGAAAAACAAACAAACAAACAAACAAAAAAAUUGCAUGAAAGUAGCUGUGAAUCAGACACUGAUGUCUCAUAGUGUUAGCUAAGCGUUUGUUCAGUGUAGCCAGCAGCAGCAGGUCAUCCGCCGCCCCCGGGCGCCGCCGCCGCCGCCAUGUGGGGAGCAGGUCUCCGGGCUGAGGGUGCCUCUCCUGCAGUGGUAGUACAACAUCCUCACACCCGCAGGUACCAGUAGGGACUCGAACACGGCCAGACGGGAGGCUUCCAGCGAAAUUCAAGCUUCAUUUUAUGGUUAAAAAAACAACAAUAGAAAGUUUAUUUUUUGGCUAAAAGUGAUGCAAACAUAAGGCGACGGUGGAGAUGAUCAGAGGCAAUACGGCACGAUCAACCUGCACUGUUCAUCCAUCUCAAAGGGCUUUGGAUUAGCAUAAACUACAGUUCUGAAGCAUAUUUAGAGUCCCUAUAAAUAAUGUAAAUACAUGUAUGUAGACGGAGUGUGCGUACAGCGCAGACGGAUACACCCCGAUCCACUUCUGUUGUUUUGAUACGAGGAGAGAAGGAUGCUGCUGCUUUCUCUCGCCGCCAACGCCAAACACAAAGAGGAGAGAGAGAGAGAGCGAAGCGGCGUGAAGCGCAGCAGGACUGACGCCGGUUUCACGCCGUCUUGUGACCGCAGUGGGGGGGAGCCGGCGGGCGGGUCAAUACCUCGUGACUACCACUGGUCUAUCUAUGCAUUAUCAACCCAAGGGUUCCUUUGCGUUCGGUCUGCGGCGGCGGAGGGCCCGGCCCCGCCAAGCCCCGCCCCCCAGCACGCCCCGCCCCACACAUCCUGGGUCUCCCACUUCUCAGGGUGCCAUAACAGUAGCUGGAACAUCUGGAACAUGGCCGGGAGACGUCUGUCCGUCCGUCCGUCCGUCCCUCCGCCGCCCCGUCUCUUCACGCUCCCAGCUGCAGUCAGUCCCGGAUUCUGAAUAAGGGGGAUUACAGGUGGCAUUUAUUUAAAAACAAAAACACACAAAAAAACAACUUGUUUUGUCUAUAUGUUAAAUGAAAGAAGAAGAAAAAAGACCUGAUGUAUGAAAACAAACGGGAUUUUUUUUUUAACAUGAUACAGGUGCCGGAUAGCCUUUUAACAACCUGUUUCUAAUGAUAACCUGUUGUUCUCUACUGAUCAUUACUGUCGCUGUGUGGGUCCUGGUGGACACACCAGUGUGUGUGUGUGUGUGUGUGUGUGUGUGUGUGUGUGUGCGUGUGUGUGCGUGUGCGUGUGCGUGCGUACAGGUACUGAGACGAGCCCGUUCUCUGCAGGAUGCAGGGAGUCUGUCUGUUAUCGUCUCUGCAUAUCUGCAGCGUCCUCAGCCACUUUUUAAAACGUGUCAAAGCAGCGAGCGCGGCGCCCUCUGGUGGAGGCCGCCGCCCCCUGCUCCUGUAGCUACUCUGCAGCCAAACGGCUUCUGAGGGACGGCUGGGAGCCUGUCCACAGGCCCUGUGUGUGUGUGUGUGUGUGUGUGUGUGUGUGUGUGUGUGUUCUCUUGCAAAGCAUGAAUUCCGUUCCGUUGUCCAGUUUCCCUCCCGUUGCACCGGCGGGCCGCCGCCGGCGUCCCCCGAGUGCCUCAUUUCCCAGGUGUGUGUGGCCCGUGUGCUCGUGCACACACACACACACACACACACGGCGUGCCCCUGUGCUCUACUUCUCAUGUCAGCGCCCUGUGUAACAGACAGGCUCUCACACUCCUCAGUCUCCAGCAACGAUUGUGCAAUAAACUGAAGUUUAUAUUUUUAA